AUGACAUGGGAGGAAAAGUCACACAGCAGAACAAACCCGCCUGAUUUUGAACCUUCCAGAGAUGAGGAACAUCAGCUGGAGAAGGCAACAAUUGCACCUCAGAAUGAGGAUUCCAAGCAUGUUUCAGUUUCUUGCUCUGUGUGUCAACAAGCAAUAUAUCCACACCACCUUCUUUAUCAUAAAAAAAGCCACAAAGCCCAAACUUUGCUGGGCUUUGACAGCCCACAGAGAAGGACUGACAAGAAGACACUUCUAGCUCAGAGACAGACACUCAUUUCAACAUUGACACAGACUCUUAAAUAUUCUGAGAGACACAGGCAGAAGAUUGAUUAUUCCUUUGAAUUCCUCAUGGAUAAUCACACUCCUACACGUUGUGAUCUUGCCAGUAUUAACCAUCCUAGUACUUAUAAGAAAGUAAAUAAUUCUUUGAUAAAAGCAUUAUCAGUUUGCCAAGAUAAGAACUCCCUGUGGCAGGGAGACAUGGAAGACAGAUUUAUUGUGCUUGACAACUAUGGCAACAGAGCAGGAACAAGUUUUCUGGGGUUAGUCGAUGGCUUUCGUGGUGCAACAGCUGCAGAAAGAGUUGCAACGGAGCUCCCACUUUUAUUCCUUGACCAGCUUGCUCAAACAGAUUGCUCCUACAAAAAGAGUAAGGAGGAACAGCAGAUUCUAGAUUCUUUUGCCACAGUCAUCAAGGCAGAUUACAGGGAGAGAGAGAAGAUUUUCUCUGAUAAAUCAGGCGUUGACAAGAGCAACCCUUACGGAUGGAUCCACAAAGCAUACGCCAAGUCCUUCUGGAGAAUGGACAGGCUCUUGCGACUGGGCAGGAAUGAGGCUUCCAAAGUCCGCUGGAGUGGCUGCUCAGCUGUUACCUGCUUGGUGGAAAGAAUCCCCAGCAGAGAGAGAAGUGGCACUGAGGAAGGAGAAAGAAAACCUUCUGAAAACACACACAGUCCAUCAUCCAAGACAGCCCAAGGCGCUGCAGGGUUACUGCACAUUGCCAACAUAGGUAAUGCACAUGCAGUUCUGUGUAAAAAUGGCAAGAGUCACUGCCUCUCAGAAGAGCACAGCACUGCUAAUGCAAGGGAGAGAAAACGUGUACUUCAGAAUGGUGGCAGCAUCAGCACUAACGAACCAGAUGGAUUAGUAGAGGGGUACCUGAGAACUACCAGGGGUCUUGGACAUCAUGGAGAUCUCAUCCUGAAAAGAUCUGUUAUACCUGUACCUCAUACUAUCUCUGUCCCCAUUGAUGACACCUGCCAGUUUCUUAUUUUGGCUUCUAAUGGGCUUUGGGAGGUUUUGGAUUAUGAGGAAGUGCUUGCAUUAACUCUAACGACAUUCACUCAUUAUUUGAGAAUGUAUGAAUAUAUUCAACAAAACAGGAUGUCACCAUACAAGUGUCAGUACCUGAUGCUCCUCACUGAAGACAACUUAAAUGACUCAGAGGCUACUAAUGACCUGCAAGAUGGAGCAGAGGUACUGUAUUCCCAUACAGAGAUUUUGCUCAGUGACUCAAAAGAUAGCCUGAAACAAAUCAAGCCAAAGAGUUCUAGGAAGAACUUUUUGCAAAGUGGAGCUCCUAAGGGACCUGAUGACCAUAAACAUCAAGCUGAUCCUGAACUGCCUCUUUUCAGUAACAAUUCAGUAAAUUCACAGAAUGGAGAGACUGAACAGUCAGAUUCUAAAAGUGGCUCUGAGGAACUGAAACAGUUUGAAGACAGAAAUGUUUAUCAAUCUAACACUUUUCUGCCACAGUCACAGACUACAAAGCAAGAAGAAACAGACACUGACACUUUCUGUGCGACCAGCCACACACAUGAACAGCUGCCAGAGAAUCUACUGGCAACAGGGUUCAAAGACAUGAAGCAACCCCCAACAGAUACAAAAGCUUCCUCAUGUAAUUAUGACUCAGGUCCACAACUGGCAGAAAAGAUGGACUCCAAAAUAUUUUGUGAUGAAUCUGCAACUUAUGCUAGUCAAGAACUGCUGCAGACUGUAUCACCAGUGAGUUCUAAACCACCACCACAGUAUGAGGACAGUAUAAAAAUCCACCCAUCCAAUCGUGGAUCCCAAACUGCAGGAAAAGGCAGAGUCAUCUCUGAGACACUCUAUGAUGAUGCAGCAAGCUACAUUAGUGAGCAACUGGUGAAGACUGCAUUAGCUGCAGGUUCAAGAGACAACAUUACUGUUCUGAUUGUUCUUCUAAAUGGAUGUGAUAAGAUACCAAAUCACCUCAGCAUUUAA
This is a messenger RNA of Indicator indicator, 2244 nucleotides long. It is a transcript of the gene PP2D1, whose product is annotated as protein phosphatase 2C like domain containing 1. The transcript is spliced from 2 exons. The record is from RefSeq and is a predicted model, not a curated record. Gene Ontology annotation, molecular function: protein serine/threonine phosphatase activity. Gene Ontology annotation, biological process: protein dephosphorylation. The coding region runs from base 1 to 2244 and encodes 747 amino acids. Lineage: Eukaryota; Metazoa; Chordata; Aves; Piciformes; Indicatoridae.